UAGUGGGCCGGUGCCACACUUUCCGGAGUCAAGCACGAGAAGAAGAGCCGCCAAGGGAUGGCAGCCUCGAGUGCGAACACGGAGGACGUGAAGCUCAACCGAGUCCGCCUCGGCCGCUCCUCGAACUGGGACUACGUGCAUCGCUGCGUUGCCAUGGUGAUGGGCAUGGGAAGCCUCUGGCGCUUCCCGAUGCUCGCCUACGAACAGGGCCGCGGCGCCUUUCUGAUCUGCUACCUCAUCAUGACCUUUCUUCUGGCCAUGCCUCUGUGCCAAAUCGAGAUAGCUCUCGCUCAGUUCUCGGGCUCCAGCAUCAAGGCUCUGUGGAAGUGCAUGCCUCUGGGAAGGGGCAUUGGCGUCGCCGGCUGUUUCUGCGCCGCCCUGGUGAGCGUCUACCAGGCGCUGGUGGUCGCCUACGCGGCGACGUACCUCGGCGACAGCGUGCUGUACCCGCAGCUGCCGUGGACCGCGUGCGGGCCCGCCUGGGGCGCCGACGCCGCCUGCUACGGCCUCGCGGACGCCCAGCUACUGUGCGGCCGCACUGCGAGGCUCCCGGUGUACCUGAUGUCAGGCCUGCUGGGCAGCCGAGGACCCGAUUCCGAGCCCCUGCUGAAGUUCCCCGCCAUGCCGGUGAACGACACGCUCCGCUGCAAGAACGCCACGCUGCCGUCGUCUGAGCAGUUCUUCUACAAGCGCGUGCUGGCGUUGAGCCCGAGCAUCGGAGACUUCGGCCACCUGCGGCCCGACCUGAUCGCCUACCUGUGCGCAGUGUGGCUCACGACGUUCUUCCACGUGUGCGGAGCGGCCAAGUUUUUCGGAAAGGUCUCGCUUGCCGUGGUUCCAUUCUGCUACGGUUGCACCCUGAUGGUGAUGACAAGGCUGUUGCUGCUCGACAACGCCGUCCAGGGCCUCCGGUACCUGUUCUCCUUCGAGUGGGAGAGCUUCGCUAACCUCGCAAUCUGGCACCAGGCAGCUCAGCAUAGUGUGUUUAACCUGGGCACCUGGUUUGGACCCCUACACUACCUGUCCAGCCGUAAUGACUUCUACUUAGACACACGCUUCUCGCACGUUUUCCUGGCCGUCAACGCGGUGCUUUACAACAUGGCCGGCAGCGUGAUGACCUUUUCGGCCAUGGGACACAUGGCGGCUUUGAGGGGCUCGCCGACCGUGCCGGACGCCGAACGACCGGGUCAAGCUGUGCCUUUCAUCGCACUGCCGAUGGCCCUGGGCUCCUUCACAUUUCCGCGCGCGGCCAGCGGCUGUUUCUUCGCUGCGUUCAUCCUACAAUCUCUGGCCGCACAGCUGGCGUUGGUUAACAGCGCGCUUCAAGAGAUGCUCGUGGAUUUGGAAGCCCGGCUGCCGUCCAAAAAGACGUUCGUCACGCUCUCCUACUGCUUCAUCUGCUUCCUGCUCUCCUGCGUGCUCUCUUCUCAGAACGGCUUCUACAUGGUCCACCUGCUCGACGCUUACGUCGGCGGUCUGGCCGUGCCCAUCGUCGCCCUCUACGGAAUCGUUGCCGUCGUGUGGAUAUACGGUCCCCACAACGUGUGCAGGGACGUCGAGUUCCUGCGGGGCCGCCCAGUGGGCAGCGUGUCCCUGUUUCUGUGGCGCUUCGCUUGUCCCGUCAUCCUGCUGGUGGCCGUCCUCAGUCCCGUGAUGAGCUUCAGCGACAGCCCCAGGAUGGGACGCCACGAGUACCCGCUGUGGGCGAACGCCCUCGGCUGCCUGGCAGUGGUCUCGUGCCUGGCGAUCAUCGGGGCCGUCAGCGUCAUCGUGUACCAGAAACACAACCGGGAUGUCAAGGAAGCGGUCAAGCCACACUUCAUGUGGGGACCAAAGGAUCCAGCGCUUCUGGACGCCUACAAGAAACACCGCAGUACCUGCCUGCGACUGCAACGUUUCAAAGUGUCAGCCGACCAAAAUACAAGCAUGCAGAGGAUAGGUUACCUGCCGGAAUAGAACUGGCUCGUCAUUUCCGUUUUCGAGAGCAACUCAGUUCAAAGGAAGGCGCGACCACUAUGGUCGUGCCACUCAGCGUAGCGAUGAAUGUAUCAGCGCAUCUACAGAUAUGGUGCUCGGCCUGUGCACGUUCUUCUUUUUUUCUUUCAGCGAUGAAUUAAACUUGCACAAGAAUCAACAGAAUUCACAUUUGUACUCAGA
Molecule: messenger RNA, 2157 nt
Organism: Dermacentor albipictus
Lineage: Eukaryota; Metazoa; Arthropoda; Arachnida; Ixodida; Ixodidae
Product: sodium-dependent proline transporter-like
Biological process (GO): sodium ion transmembrane transport
Cellular component (GO): plasma membrane
Molecular function (GO): L-amino acid transmembrane transporter activity
Source: RefSeq, a predicted model, not a curated record